CAGGGUUAUUUGCGCGUCCUAUGGCUUAGUAGACAUCCUUUCGCAACCUCCUGCCUAAGCCUGAAGUCAUGAGGGGUUCCCUUCCACCUUCACCUUGUCCAGCUGUUGUACGCGAUGUGGAGGACAUCGUUGCAAUGCCACUCGUGUCAGACACGCAACAUUUUGGGAGCGUGGCCAUCCUGGACAGCUGCACCGGGUGUACGACCUGCCGAGUCCUGGCGCCUGACAUCUUCCUGGAGGCACGGCGGACCUCGCGUGACCCCACCAUCUUCACAGAAGUGGCAGGCAGGCCGCUUCGGUCGAUGGAAGAAGCGGAACAAGUGCGAGAGGCGGUCAUGGCUUGCCCCGUGCAUGCGGUCAAGUGGGUAAAGCGGCCCAAGGCCUUGAAAGCGCGACCGUUGACGGAAGUGUAUCCGAAGCUCCUGGAUGAAAACGUAUACGUUGGAGGGCCCCCAUCCAAGAAACUUUUCGGUGGAGCCUCGUACCUGAUUGUGGGACAGGGCAAUAAGCGGGGUAGGAACAUAUUGGUGGAUACCCCCGACCCGGAGGAGGCCCUUGUGGACCGGGUGCGGGCCCUGGGAGGGUUGGACUACAUUAUUUUCACGCACAUUGACCACGUAAGCCUCCAUCGGGCCUGGAAAGAGGCAUUUCCCAACGUCCAGCGGGUGAUGCAUGCCGACGAUUUUAAUGACGACACGCAGGACUUUGAAAUCAAGCUGCAGGGCGGGAAGACCGCGCGGACUGCCGACGGAGGUAUCCACGACGCGGCGCCGCCCUUAGUCUGUUCCUUGCCCGGGUGGGAGGACGAGCUGGAGCUGAUCCAUGGGCCGGGGCACACGCCGGGCUCCAUCUACGUCCUUUACAAGGAGAAGUUCCUCUGCACGGGGGACUCCCUCCAUUACUCGCGGGCGGUAGGCCACCUGGUCGGCUUCCGCCUUCAGUGCUGGGAGUCAUGGUCCCGGCAGCAGACGUCUUGGCGCCGUCUGCUCCGUCACUCCAGUGCCUUUUCCUGGGUCUUACCCGGUCAUGGAGAGCCCCACCGGUUCCCGACUCCAGGGGAGGCGCGCGAAAGCUUGGCCGCGGCCAUCCAAUGGGCCUUGGGCUUCCCCGACGGCCGGACCCCAUCCAGGCGCUUUCGUCUGUGGGCGACGACGCGGGUGACCAGUCGACGGAAAUGGCUGCGUUGGCUCGCGGACAAUCUGGUCCUACCCCCAGGCUCCAGGCUGGCGAUCCCAUGUUACGCCGGGCCGGCGGGGGCUGUGUUAGAGGGGGGGGGAGGCCCAGGCUCGGGGCUAGGCGCGAUGUUGCAGUCGCUGUGUAAGAUAGAUAGAGGCACAGGGGUUGCGCUUGGGCUUACUUCUUUUGUGUUGGGUGUGGUAGUGGGGGUUGG
Nannochloropsis gaditana CCMP526 is the source of this 1390-nucleotide messenger RNA. RefSeq names its product beta-lactamase domain protein. The annotation marks the transcript as partial. The record is from RefSeq and is a predicted model, not a curated record. The transcript has a single exon.